AUGGCGUGCAAGACCAAUAUCAAGACCGUCCUCUGCGGGGCCUUGGCUCUUGCAACCGGUGCCGACUGUCUCCGGACCUCCUUCUCUGUCAGUGAGCUUGCAAGCAUCGCAGCUGGUGAGGCUUCGCUGCAGGAAGAGUACAGCCGCGUCCAGAGAGACGUCGCUGCCGCAGCCGACACAAACCCCAGCCUGCUAUAUCCAGCUCACAACCUGUCUGUGCCUGUCGACCACUUUCACAAUGACAGUUUGUAUGACCCACGCACAAACGACACUUUCAACUUGAGAUAUUGGUUCGAUGCGAGCCACUAUGAGCAGGGCGGGCCUGUCAUCGUCCUGCAGAGUGGAGAGACUUCCGGUGUUGGCCGCCUGCCUUUUCUCCAGAAGGGCAUCGUGUCCAUCCUUGCGCAAGCCACGGGUGGCCUGGGAGUCAUCCUGGAGCAUCGUUACUAUGGCACGAGCUUUCCCGUCUCCGACCUCAGCAUCGAGAGUCUACGCUUCCUCACCACGGACCAGGCCCUGGCAGAUAUGGCCUACUUUGCCCAGAACAUAAAGUUUCCAGGGCUUGAGGACAUUGACCUCACAUCGGCCAGCGCCCCAUAUAUCGCGUACGGGGGGUCCUACGCUGGGGCAUUUGUGGCUUUUCUCCGCAAGCUCUACCCUGACGUCUACUGGGGCGCUAUCUCAAGCUCCGGGGUCACAGAGGCUAUCUAUGACUACUGGGCGUAUUAUGAAGCGGCGAGGCUAUUUGCACCAGGUGACUGUGCGACCACGACCCAGAAGUUGACCAAUGUUGUCGACAACAUCCUCAUCGGCAAGAAUGGCACUGAGUGGGUGCAGCGUGUGAAGGAUGUGUUCGGCCUGGGCAAUGUCACCCGAGACGACGACUUCGCGAGCUCAAUCUCCGGCGGGGUUGCUGGCCUGCAAGGUACAAACUGGGACCCGGCUUUGAACAGCACGAGCUUCGGUGUGUAUUGCGAUACCGUAUCCAGUGAUGCGAUCAUCUACAACGCCACUGUGUCGAGGAAGGCCGAGGCGAUCGAGAUACUGAAAGCCGGUGGCUACGAGGGCGAUGUGGACACGCUUACGAACCGGUUCCUCAACUACAUUGGAUACAUCAACCGUACUGUCGUUGCUAGCUGUGCGUCCCGGGGGUCAAGCCAGGACGAGUGCGUGACCAACUACGACCCCAGCUUCUACAAGCAAGAUGAUAUCACACAGACAUGGCGUGCAUGGCCCUGGCAAUACUGCUUUGAGUGGGGGUACCUCCAGACUGGCUCAGGCGUCCCGGAAGACCAGCUCCCUCUGAUCUCCCGACUGAUCGAUCUUGACUACUCUUCGGUCAUCUGCAAAGAGGCGUUUAACAUUACCACACCCUCCAAGGUCGAGCGGAUCAACCAGUGGGGCGGUUUCAAUAUCUCAUACCCACGGCUGGCCAUUGUUGACGGCGAGAAGGACCCCUGGCGGCAGGCGACACCUCAUGCCAUCGGCCUACCGGACAGGGUGUCCACGACGAGCGAGCCAUUCAUCUUGAUCGAAGACGGAGUGCACCACUGGGAUGAAAACGGGCUGUUCCCGAAUCAGACGACAGCUGAACUGCCUCCAGCUCCUGUCAAGGAGGCUCAGGCACAGGAGGUUGAAUUUGUAAAGGCCUGGGUGGAGGAGUGGAAGCAGGCCAAGAGUAAACUCGAACAAGCUGUGCCACAGGCUGAGAUGGAGCUGUAG
Molecule: messenger RNA, 1722 nt
Organism: Diaporthe citri
Lineage: Eukaryota; Fungi; Ascomycota; Sordariomycetes; Diaporthales; Diaporthaceae
Exons: 3
Coding region: 1-1722 (573 amino acids)
Biological process (GO): proteolysis
Molecular function (GO): dipeptidyl-peptidase activity; serine-type exopeptidase activity
Source: RefSeq, a predicted model, not a curated record